Colius striatus (speckled mousebird) is the source of this 1299-nucleotide messenger RNA. It is a transcript of the gene NPFFR2, whose product is annotated as neuropeptide FF receptor 2. Gene Ontology annotation, cellular component: membrane. Gene Ontology annotation, biological process: regulation of cAMP-dependent protein kinase activity; regulation of MAPK cascade; regulation of adenylate cyclase activity. The record is from RefSeq and is a predicted model, not a curated record. Bases 1 to 1299 code for a protein of 432 amino acids. The transcript is spliced from 3 exons. NCBI's taxonomy places the organism in Eukaryota, Metazoa, Chordata, Aves, Coliiformes, Coliidae. Gene Ontology annotation, molecular function: neuropeptide receptor activity; peptide binding; opioid receptor binding.
AUGACCUUUCUGAAAAUAUCUUUUAAGGCCCUUGACAACAGGAGUAAGAGAAUGGACUCAAACUCUUCGUUCGAUUGGCCUAAUACGCUGAAUGGGACGUACAAGUACCUCUACAUAGAAGGCAACGUCUCCUAUGUGGACUUCUACCUUCAUCAGCCUUCAGUGGCAGCUGUCUUCAUCAUCUCUUACUUCCUAAUCUUCCUGCUCUGUAUGGCUGGCAACGGAGUGGUUUGCUUUAUUGUGCUGAGGAGCAAACACAUGCGUACAGUCACAAACCUGUUCAUCUUAAACCUGGCUGUCAGCGAUUUACUGGUGGGAAUCUUCUGCAUGCCCACCACCCUCCUGGACAACAUCAUUGCAGGAUGGCCAUUUGGGAGCCUGAUUUGCAAGAUGAGUGGGAUGGUACAAGGAAUCUCUGUUUCUGCCUCUGUCUUCACUCUGGUUGCUAUUGCCGUGGACAGGUUUCGAUGCAUCGUGUAUCCGUUUAAGCAGAAGCUGACCAUCUCAACUGCAGUCGCCAUCAUAGCAGUCAUCUGGACUCUGGCCGUUGUGAUCAUGUGUCCUUCUGCAGUCAUGCUGCAGGUACAGGAAGAGAAGCAUUUCAGGGUGAUCCUUGGCUACGGCAAUGAAACCCGCUCCGUGUACUGGUGCCGGGAGCACUGGCCUGACCCGAGAAUGAGAAAGAUAUACACAACGGUUCUGUUCGCCAACAUCUACUUGGCUCCCCUGUCGCUCAUUGUUGUCAUGUACGCCAGGAUAAGCAUCGCUCUCUCCAACACAGCAAUGCACGUGGUGGGAAAGCACCGCCAGGAGCACCAGCACAGCGUAUCUAAGAAGAAACAAAAAGUCAUCAAAAUGCUCAUUAUUGUGGCUUUGCUUUUCACUCUGUCCUGGCUGCCCCUGUGGACUCUAAUGAUGCUGUCAGACUACGCCAACCUUUCAGAUAUCCAGUUGCAGAUCAUCAACAUUUAUAUCUAUCCUGUUGCUCACUGGCUGGCCUUUUUCAACAGCAGUGUCAACCCCAUCAUCUAUGGUUUCUUCAAUGAAAACUUUCGCCGGGGCUUUCAGGCAGCCUUUAAACUUCAGCUCUGCUCCAGGGAGAUCAUUCACAGGGAGGUCUAUUUUCAGCGAGGCCAAAGCAAUGCCAUUUUGCCAGCUGCCAACAACCAGGCACUCCAGAACCAAACUUGCCAAAAUAUUAAGGAGAAGGAGAAGACAGUUAAGAAAGGAAAUUGGGUGAAUGACCAGCAGGAUUUGAUCAUGGAGGAUCUAGAAGUGCCCUGCAAUGAAAUGAAAUGA